AUGUAUAUUUCAUUUUACAUAACAGAUACUAAUAAUGCAUUGAUUUUUCAAUUUUUAAUCAAUUCUAAUGCUCCAUCUUUUAGACAGAUUUUAACUAAAUUACAAAGUAUAUACCCUGAACUAGGUGUAAGCUUAAAUAGAGGUUCAGAGAAGAAUGAAUCCUUCGAAAAUGGUGGUAAAUUUUUACAUGGAAAUUUAGGUACUGAUUUGGAAAUUUUUGGUUAUUAUUCAAAAAUUAAUAGAUUUUACUAUUGGUGUCUAAAAUCAAGAUCAAAGGAUAAUACCGAUCUUGAUCCUUAUGUACUAUUGGAACAGAUCGAUGUAAAACUAAUGGAUUAUUAUGACAAGGAUGGAUUAUCUGUAAAAAAAAUUAGCAAUAAUUAUGAUCAAAUUUCAUUAAUAUUUUAUUGGAUGAUAAAUGGUGGUGAACCAAACGUCGGUAAAACCUCUACAAAUUUUAUAAAGGAGAAUGUACCAAUGAAAGUAGACUUAUCAAAAGUGUUCACUUCAACUGCACAAAAUAUACAAAAGGCUAUUCAAUCAUCUCAAGCCCAAAAGCCAAUUUUCCAAGAUUUCUCUUUCCAAGAAAAUAAAGCUAAUGCUCCUUGGAGAUCUCAAAAUGUUAAACAUAAUAAUAAUGAAAUUUAUAUCGAUCUAGUAGAAUCUGUACAUGUUGUGUAUCAAACAAAGAUCAGAAGAUCCAAUGAAUUGACACGUUCUAAACAAUCAAUCAAAAAAAUCGUUAAUGGUUAUCUAAAAGGCACAGCUUACGUUCAAAGUUUCCUGAAUGGUAAUCCAUUAGUUGAAUUACAAUUAGAAUUAUCGGGAAAUGAUAUCGGCCAUCCUUCUUUCCAUGAAUGUGUUGAUAUAGAUGAAUAUUUGAAAAACAUUGACAACAGCUCAAUAAGUUCAUUGAAAUUUAUACCACCUGAUGGAAAAUUUACAUUGAUGGACUAUACAAUAACUCUAGACCCUACAAAGGAGAAAGAAAAGUCAUACGGAAGUUUUAGUAAUAGAAUUGGUAUGGUCGAUAUCUUUUUUGAAGAUGGGCUAGGCUCAAAUGGUGAUGAAUUUGAAGUGUCUAUUAAUAUUGGUAAAUAUAAUCAAGUUACAGAGAUCAAAAAUCUGAAGGUGGAAUUACAUUUUUCUGCUACGGCUACAAAUAAUGGGGAUUUCACUGAAGUAAAACCUAGCAAUUACGAUAUUGAACCAAACGGGAUAGACGGAAAUAAAAAAUCUAAUAUUCAAAAGUUUGAUAAUAAUAAUGAUGAUUUCAAUGAUCAUGGUGAUGAUAAUAAUAACACCGAUGAUGAUAAUGAUGAUGAUGAUGAUGAUGAUAAUAAUAAUAAUAAUAAUGAUGAUGAUGAUGAUGAUGAUGAUGCCGAAUACAAAAUAAAGAUGUUGAGAAGUACGCAUGGUAGAUUUGAAAAUAGCAUAUCGCCAAAUAAAUCAAUUUGGAUUUUUGAUGAAACAACACCAUCGGGUAUAUCACCAACUUUAAAUGGUUGUGUUGAGUAUUCAUCAAAAACCCCUAUUACUAAAAUGUAUUUAAGUCGUAUUUCACUUCAUUAUGAGCAUAUAGGUCAAUUGGCAAGUGGUAUUAGGGUUAAGACCCUCAAUAUUGUUUCUGGCUUAAAAGCUUUUAAUGAUGAGAAAUUAUUUAAAGGUGUCAAAUAUGCAACAAAAACUGACGAUUAUUCAUUAAGAAUAAAACCUGUGCUUCAAUAG
Molecule: messenger RNA, 1728 nt
Organism: Vanderwaltozyma polyspora DSM 70294
Lineage: Eukaryota; Fungi; Ascomycota; Saccharomycetes; Saccharomycetales; Saccharomycetaceae
Gene: APM3
Product: Apm3p
Exons: 1
Coding region: 1-1728 (575 amino acids)
Biological process (GO): intracellular protein transport; endocytosis
Cellular component (GO): cytoplasmic vesicle; clathrin adaptor complex
Source: RefSeq, a predicted model, not a curated record